This is a messenger RNA of Biomphalaria glabrata, 2653 nucleotides long. RefSeq lists its product as uncharacterized. The record is from RefSeq and is a predicted model, not a curated record. The transcript has 2 exons. NCBI's taxonomy places the organism in Eukaryota, Metazoa, Mollusca, Gastropoda, Planorbidae. The coding region runs from base 225 to 2285 and encodes 686 amino acids.
CGAACAGCCGAGCUGGGCCCCCAAGUUGUUAUCUCUGUUAUACACUCUUGUUUUUAUAUCCUAACCAACAAGCAGUUCACAUUGACAUGCGGUACUUUUGCGUUUGACAUUUUAAUGACAUGCAUUCUCUCGCCUCUAGAGCUUUGGACAAUGCGCUUUUAAAGCUGUAUGUUGUUUAAUGGUUUCUAUUGUGUUGUGUGUGAUUGGUAGAUAGUGAGGAUACAAUGAAAACUGUUUUUACUCUACUAUUCAGACGUCUUGGUAGGACCCUCGUUCUAUUGUUGAUAGUGGCUUUGGUCGGAUUAUAUUUUAUCAGAAAAGAAACUGGAGUCCUCAACAUGGUUAAGGCCUUCUCUUUAGAAUACAAAGGCCAAAUUAAAGUGGCUGAGAUGUCUGAUCAGAUAACCGACUAUAGCAAACUGACAUUCACAUCUUGCAUGUUCCCAGAUAACAACCCUUUUGAUCCAGAAGUGAUGAAGAUUGCCGGACUUGAUAAACCGACAUUGCUGUGCAACAGCGCCUUGCCUGAUUUGACCUACUUAAAAGAAAAUAAACUGAUUGUUAAUAAAACAAAAAUAAAAGAAAGAUUUCCAACGUUCAAUGUUACCUGUAAAUACCAAGACAUUACCCGACAGAAUGACCGCGACAGAUCGUUUGCCUUCAGUGAGUUUCGAAAGCCCUUUCAAGAGUCAAUGGAGCUUCCGUCUGAGACAGAGUAUAUUCUUGUCCUUUGUGAGGGAACACGGAACCUAAAUGACAAUAGCAGCUCGCAGUUCAAUUCUUCUUCCAAGAAACAAUCGAAACCGGAAGUGCUAUCGAGAACGUACUUCGCAUUUAUUCCUAAACUGGACAAUUUGAAUGAGAUAGAAGAAUUGUUGUUGCGUAAACGCUUCGUUGAAUCCUCACCGUCUGAGAAUAUGAGCGUUAUCAUGAUCGGCUACGACUCUGUUUCUAGAUAUCAUUUCAUGAGGGCGAUGAACAGAACCUAUGACUUUCUGGUCAAUGAUCUGCUCUCCUUUGACAUGACCAUGCACAGCCAGGUCGGUAAGAACUCGUUCCCGAAUUUUUUGCCCUUCAUGACUGGCAGAUCCGCCCAGGAAACGUACCAGUGGUGGAGCGACAAGAAAAAUGCCGACCCAUUUGAUCAUCUCUGGAAAGAUUUUGAGAGGGCUGGUUAUCGAACGUUUUUUUCAGAAGAUAACCCGGGGAUCGGAGCUUUCAAUUAUCUGACUCCUGGGUUUCUCAAAACACCUGCAACACAUUACAGUAAAUCAAUAGCUUUCGCCAUUGAGCAGGAUGAGCUUAUUCGUAACGCAAGUAGUCAUUGCAUCGGCAACCAACCGGAAGUUCUUUUUCAUCUAGAAUACUUAAAAAGUUUCCUGGACAAAUUUCCACGGAAACCGCUCUACGCGCUUCUGUUUUUCACGAGAAUUUCCCAUGAUGAUAUAACUAUGCUGAGAAUCAUAGACGAUCAUGUGUACAGUUUCUUUAAGAAGCUAAAAGAUUCUGGACAUCUGAAUAACACUAUGAUGAUUACCUUCUCAGAUCACGGGCCUCGCUACGGACCCAUUCGACACUCACACAUGGGUGACGUCGAGAACCGUAACCCUUUAUUGAUUUUCACAAUGCCUACUUGGUUUCUCCACAAGUACCCGGAUGUUGCCGGAAAUCUCAAAACCAACACCGGCCGUCUGACGUCACAAUACGACAUUCACGCCACCGUUCGGGAUCUUCUGUAUUUCAGAUCAACGGGAGAUAAUCCUUUACCGAAAACUAGACAUGGUAUGAGCUUGUUUCAAGAGGUCCCAAGGAACCGAACGUGUCAGGACGCGUCUGUAUCGGAGGAAUUUUGCCUUUGCAAUUAUCAGAACUUCAUAACUGUGUUGCCCAAUUCUAGUAUUGCCCAUCAGGUGGCUAAUAAAGUUGUAGAGGCAAUGAACGCUAGACUGGACCACGCUAAAUGUGAAAGUUUAAAACUGCAUAACGUUUCAGAAGUCUACGUGCUAAAAGUAUUAAACAAACUGUUUAAACUAGUCAAGACAGUGUUCCGGAUUAAAGUUGAGACUGUUCCGGGUAACGGGGUAUUUGACGCCACUGUACAUGUGGAGGGCAUAAGUGAUUGGGAAUCAUGGGAACAGCUGUCCAUAACACAUCUAAAUAAUGUAACGGUGGCAGAAGGGCUGGACCGGUUGAACAGGUACAGUGGUCAGUCCGACUGCGUGAGUGAUCCUAAGAUACAAUUAAUUUGCUAUUGUAAGGGUUUGUUAAAAGCAAAGAAAUUGUAAUGAAACCGACUUGUCAUAUUCUAGUUUAUGUGGGUAACAUAUCAUCUGAGAUAACAUAUCAUCUGAGAUAACAUAUCAUCUGAGGUAACAUAUCAUCUGAGAUAAAAUAUCAUCUGAGAUAACAUAUCAUCUGAGAUAACAUAUCAUCUGAGAUAACAUAUCAUCUGAGAUAACAUAUCAUCUGGGUUAACAUCAUAUGGGUCAAGAUAUCAUCUGGGGUAACAUAUCAGGGCAACAUAUCAUCUGAGAUAGCAUAUCAUCUUGGAGAACAUUUUAUCUGGGGCAACAUAUCAUCUGAGAUAACUUAUCAUCUGGGGUAACAUAUCACCUUUGGUAACAUAUCAUCAUAGGUAACAUAUAAAAUGAGG